Messenger RNA from Penicillium mononematosum, 1806 nucleotides. RefSeq names its product glycoside hydrolase family 32 protein. Lineage: Eukaryota; Fungi; Ascomycota; Eurotiomycetes; Eurotiales; Aspergillaceae. Gene Ontology annotation, molecular function: sucrose alpha-glucosidase activity. The record is from RefSeq and is a predicted model, not a curated record. The transcript is spliced from 3 exons. Bases 1 to 1806 code for a protein of 601 amino acids. Gene Ontology annotation, biological process: sucrose catabolic process.
AUGAAGCUGUCAACUGCAAUCACCGUGGGUUUGGCCCACCGGGCAUUGGCUGCCAAUCCCCAGAUCGACUAUAACUCGGCACCACCAAACCUCUCUACUUUGUCGAAUGCAUCCCUUUUCGACACAUGGAGACCCAGAGCCCAUCUCCUGCCUCCGUCUGGCAAGCUAGGUGAUCCGUGCGCCCAUUACACCGACCCGAAGACUGGUCUUUUCCAUGUGGGUUGGCUUCACGAUGGAAUUUCGGCAGCUACAACCGACGAUCUCGUUACCUAUAAGGACCUCAAUACCGAUGGUGGCCCGUCAAUCAUCGCGGGAGGAAAGAACGACCCUCUUGCUGUCUUUGAUGGCUCCGUCAUUCCAAACGGUAUCGACGGUAUGCCAACUCUUAUAUAUACCUCUGUCUCGUAUCUCCCAAUUCACUGGUCCAUCCCCUAUACACGAGGAAGCGAGACACAGUCCUUGGCCGUUUCCUAUGACGGUGGACGCAACUUCACCAAGCUCAACCAAGGCCCCGCUAUCCCAGCACCUCCAUUUGCCGUGAAUAUCACCGCUUUCCGUGACCCCUACGCUUUCCAGAGUCCCAUUCUGGACAAAUCUGUCAACAGUACCGAAGGAACCUGGUAUAUCACCAUCACUGGCGGUGUCCACGAUGUCGGACCUUGCUCGUUCCUCUACCGUCAGCAUGACGCAGGUUUCCAAUACUGGGAAUAUCUCGGCCAAUGGUGGAAUGAGCCCGUCAAUACCACUUGGGGCAACGGUGACUGGGCCGGAGGAUGGGGCUUCAAUUUUGAGGUUGGCAAUGUCUUCAGCCUGAAUGCAGAGGGGUACAGCAAGGACGGCGAAAUCUUCAUGACUCUCGGUACUGAGGGUUCGGGCCAACCCGUCGUUCCCCAAGUCUCUUCAAUUCACGAUAUGCUGUGGGUGUCUGGAAAUGUCACAAAUGACGGCUCCGUCAUCUUCAAGCCAAUCAUGGCGGGUGUACUUGACUGGGGCCUCUCUGGGUACGCUGCUGCAGGUCAAAUCUUGCCGGCGAGCUCUCAGGCAUCCAAAAAGAGCGGUGCCCCCGAUCGUUUUAUUUCGACCGUCUGGCUCACUGGAGACCUAUUUGAGCUAGCGAAGGGAUUCCCUACCGCUCAACAAAACUGGACCGGCGCCCUCUUGCUGCCACGAGAGCUGAAUAUCCGCACUAUCCCCAACGUGGUGGAUAACGAGCUGGCGCGCGAGGAGUUCACAUCGUGGCGCGUGUCCCGCGAAGGUGCCGGUCAAGUCGACCUCGAAACAAUGGGAAUAUCACUUGCCAGGGAGACUUACAGCGCUCUCACAUCCGGCCCGUCCUUUGUCGAGUCUGGUAAGACGCUGUCAAAGGCUGGCGAACAUCUCUUCCCUGCCUCCGCUCGCGACUCCGAUAUUCAAGCUGGCUUCCAGGUCUUGUCCUCUGGUCUUGAGGCUACAACUAUCUACUAUCAAUUCUCCAACGAGUCUAUUAUCGUCGACCGCAGCAACACAAGUGCCGCGUCGAAGACUACUCAUGGAAUUCUCAGUGACAACGAGGCGGGUCGUCUUCGCCUCUUUGAUGUCUUGGAUAAUGGGAAAGAAAAGGUUGAGACUUUGGAGCUCACCGUCGUGGUGGACAAUGGAAUACUCGAAGUUUAUGCGAACGGACGCUUUGCUCUGGGCACCUGGGCUCGGUCCUGGUACGCCAACUCGACUGAAAUCAAAUUCUUCCACAACGGAGAGGGAGAAGCGACAUUCGGCGAUGUGACAGUCUUUGAGGGACUGUACGAUGCCUGGCCACAACGGAAGUGA